AUGAGCGUGGAAUCAGGAAGCCCUGACCCAGACCCUUCCUGCCCUCCACUGCACCCACCUACAGAUGAACAGGUCACUUUUGAAAGCAGCACCUCAGGAUCACAGCCAAGUGAGACUGAGGGGAAGUCCCGCGAGUCAGAGAGCAGUCCCAGAGAGGACACUGAUGGAUCAGCUCAGAUGAUGGAAAACACCAGGAAGAGGAAACGCUGUUCCAAGGACUCCACACAGGUCAAAAUGGAAAAUGAGGGUACCUCCCACUCAGAAGAGAGACAAAAGACACCAGCCAAGAACACUGAGCCAGAAGCCAAUGGCCACCCAGGAGGAUUAGCCCGCUGCCCAGAACCUCCGCACACAAGUCCACCGCCACUUCGAAAGAGCCUAGUGCUCUCUCUUCGGGCAAUGUCUGAGGCUGUUUGUGGAGACAUAGCUCAGCUGCAGGCCCAGCAGCGUCAUUUCCUGCUCACCCAGGAGCAACUCUCUAAGCUCACACAGCUCUCAGGGUCUCUGAGUGCCAUGGUGCAGACCUUCUACAGCCUGGCCAACCAAGCUAGCUUUGCCUUCCCAGCUGAGGGCUGGCUUGUCCCAGCCCUCAUGGCUGACCCCCAGGAGCUGACUGGGAAUGACUCUCGGAGUUCUUCAUUGGAGGAAGGACAGAUCACGGAUACUGCCAGCCCAUCAGACAAGUCCUGA
Messenger RNA from Peromyscus californicus insignis, 690 nucleotides. Its product is annotated as protein FRG2-like-1. The coding region runs from base 1 to 690 and encodes 229 amino acids. The record is from RefSeq and is a predicted model, not a curated record. The transcript is spliced from 4 exons. Lineage: Eukaryota; Metazoa; Chordata; Mammalia; Rodentia; Cricetidae.